This is a messenger RNA of Dioscorea cayenensis subsp. rotundata (Guinea yam), 2038 nucleotides long. RefSeq names its product pentatricopeptide repeat-containing protein At1g50270. Gene Ontology annotation, molecular function: protein binding; RNA binding. NCBI's taxonomy places the organism in Eukaryota, Viridiplantae, Streptophyta, Magnoliopsida, Dioscoreales, Dioscoreaceae. Bases 9 to 1805 code for a protein of 598 amino acids. The transcript has 2 exons. Gene Ontology annotation, biological process: RNA modification. The record is from RefSeq and is a predicted model, not a curated record.
GAACCUCAAUGCUCGAAUGCUCUGCGAAAAAGCUCCCACCUUUGCGCUCUCAUCUGCUCUCUCUUCUCCGCGAAUGCAAAUCCACGCCCCAUCUCAACCAAAUCCUUGGCAUCCUCUUCACCUCCGGCCUCUCCUCGCAUCCUCUCUCCAUCACUAGCCUCGCCAGCGCCGCUGCUCGUUCGAUGUCCGGCGGCAUUUCACUCGCUUUCACCUCCGCUGCGUUUCAUCAAAUUAGAUCGCUCGCGUCGCCGGAUGCUUCUCCUUGGAAUGCCAUGAUAAGUGCUUGCUCUCUGCUUUCUUGCAAUUCGAAUGCCGUUGAUUAUUAUGCUCUGAUGGUCCGUGAAGGCGUGAUUCCUAAUCAGCAUACUUAUCCUUUACUUUUGAAAUCCAUGUCUGGAAUUGAGAGUAAAAAUGUAAACUUGAUUCAUUCUCAUAUUGUGAAGCUUGGAUUUGAUUGUGAUCCGUUUGUGAGUAACUCUUUAGUGGCAUGUUAUGCUGGCGUUGGUGAUUUGGAGUCUGCCUGUGAGGUGUUUGAUGAAAUGCCUCAGAGAGAUAGGGUUUCUUGGAUUGCUUUGGUUCAUGGACAUAUCAAGUGUGGUUUAGCAGGGAAAGGUUUGAGUCUUUUUGUGCAGAUGAAAAAUGAUGAUGUUGAGAUUGAUGAGGUGACUAUUGCUACUGUACUUAAGGGUGCAGGGAUGGUUGGAAAUGUUUGGUUUGGGAGAUGCAUUCAUGGUUUCUAUUUGGAAUCUGGGAGAGUGAAGUGGGAUGUAUAUCUAGGGAGUGCUCUUGUGGACAUGUAUGGUAAAUGUGAUAGUUGUGAUGAUGCUAGGAAAGUGUUUGUAGAGAUGCCUUUAAGGAAUGUUGUCACUUGGACUGCGUUGAUCGCUGGUUAUGUUCAUUGUAGUAGAUUCAUGGAUGCUCUACUUGUGUUUCAAGAUAUGCUUGUUGAGCGAUUGAUACCGAAUCAAGUGACAGUGAUUAGUGUUCUCACCGCUUGUGCGCAAUUGGGGGCAUUGGAUCAAGGAAGAUGGGUCCAUAACUACAUCAGGAGAAGCAAAUUGGGAUGUGAUUCUAUUGUUGGGACAGCAUUAGUAGACAUGUAUGCAAAGUGUGGAUGCAUAGACGAUGCACUCGCAGUUUUUAAUGGCUUACAGCAUAAAGGUGUCUUCCCUUGGACUGCCUUGAUUAACGGGUUGGCGACACAUGGACUGUCUGUCGAGUGUUUGGAUCUAUUCUCGCAGAUGCUGAAGGAAGGGGUGAAGCCGAAUGAAAUCACAUUAAUAGGUGUUCUUUGCGCAUGUGCACGCGGAGGACUUGUAAAUCAGGGCUGUAAGUAUUUUGAUCAAAUGCUUACUGAUUUUGGAAUCAUGCCUACGGUAGAGCAUUAUGGAUGCAUGGUUGAUCUCCUGGGGAGAGCAGGGCAUUUGGAGGAAGCCUUGUGUUUGAUAAAGAGUAUGCCGAUGGAACCAAGCCCCGGCAUCUGGGGAGCUCUAUUUGGUGCCUGUAUGAUCCACAGAGAUUUUGCAUUAGGGGAGAGGAUAGGUGAACAUCUUGUUAGAAUGCAACCACAUCACAGUGGUAGAUAUGCACUUUUAGCGAACAUGUAUUCGAGUUCGCAGAAGUGGGAUGAGGUUGCAGAAAUAAGGAAGGCGAUGAAGGAACAAAAAGUAGAAAAGAGUACAGGAUGUAGUUGGCUAGAAGUGAAUGGCUCUUUACAUGAAUUCAUUGCUUUCGAUCAUUCACAUCCUCAAUCUAAGGAUAUAUAUGAAACCUUAGAUGCCAUGACAUUACUAAUGAUGGAUUAAAACUCAUUAUUGGCGCAUCAUAAACCACAGUUCAUCUUUCCCACGGGCAGUUUUGAGAUUAUCUAGAUUCUCAUGUCUGCAUGCCGUAUUCUGAAUCAAAUUGUGAUUGAAACGUGAUCCAACACUUGUGAAUACAGAUUGAAUUCAGAAUCCAUACAGUUCUCCCUUAAUUGAAGUUACCAGCAAUUUAAAGGUGUGUCCAGCUUGUCUUAACUUGUAUUCUCAGCAGACAU